This is a messenger RNA of Alternaria atra, 3141 nucleotides long. RefSeq lists its product as uncharacterized. The transcript has 3 exons. The record is from RefSeq and is a predicted model, not a curated record. Bases 1 to 3141 code for a protein of 1046 amino acids. NCBI's taxonomy places the organism in Eukaryota, Fungi, Ascomycota, Dothideomycetes, Pleosporales, Pleosporaceae.
AUGCAAGCAGUCCAAGCGUCCCCCGAGGGCGCGCAGCCUCCCAACAACGCCUCGCCGCCUCGCCAAAAGGGCUCGUCCCUGGCCUCAAUUGCCAUAUCGUCUUUUGCUGCUUUUCGUUCCCAGUCCUCCCAAGCUGUGCCUGUCGCCGUCCAAUCCCCGGUCCGCAGGAAGCCCCUACCUGCAAACUCCCCCGUAGUUGGUCGAUUUACUGCCGAUCAACAAUCUAAGAACCCAUCAGCUGCCGCACUUGAUAGGGCCUCUGAUCUCCCUAUUGAAAAAGGACGCGCCCCCGAUAACAUCCUGUCGCCGCCGUUGAGUGACGAGGACCUCUUCCUGCCCCGGAACCUCGACGACAACCCACAUGGAAGGACGCCUCUGACGGCAGCCGCGCCCCGCCCAUUCUCUCAGUCGUCUCGUGCAAGCUCCCUCGUCGUCGCAAAGCGAAGUUCCAACAAACCUCUCCCAUCUAUCCCAUCUGCCGCGCGGCAUGAUCGAUCGGCCAGCGGCAUCACCCCCCAACGACAGAGCAGGACCGAGGCUCUAAAAGCUUUUGGUAUCCGGGGAGCACACGCUCGAUCUCCUACUAUGCCUAAUAUGCCCUUGUACAAUAACAAUCCGCAACCACCAGACCUCAAACUCGACCUUAACGGUGUAACGGAAGACUUCAUGGACGACUACAACUACGGUCCCGAGGACCCUUCACUCACAAGACAGAAUACAAAGCCCAAAUCACCAAGCGGAGGAGGGUUCACUUCCUUCUUUGGCUGGAACUCGCGUCCUCAGAACGGACCCGAGUCACCGGCUACCGCAUUCUCAGAACAUUCAACGCCCGAAUCCCCACGCUACAAACAGUCCAUGCCCUCCAAGACGAAACCCAACGGCCUGGACAUUCCAGCAGCCAAUUCACUCGGCUCCUACUUCAACGUGCCGGGAACUCCACUUCUAUCGUCCUCGCCCCAGAUGAACGCUCACGUAGAAGAGCUGGAGCGCGAGCUGCGUGAGGUGAGCUCCGAGCUUGCUGCCUCUAUCCAGAGAGAGAUGGAACUAGAAGAUGAGGUCGAACGCUGGAAAGCCGAAAGCAAUACUGCCAUGUCCGACAACCGAAGGACUAGCGACUACUACUCAGACUCUGGUACAAGCUCCAUCCGCUUUCCCAUCAGCGAUCCCGAAGCCAAACUCGAAGAAGUGGAGAUGCAGCGGAGGAAGGCAGAGCAGGAGCGCGCGUCGUUGAAAGUGCGCAUGGCAGAGCGCUUACAAGAAGAGCUGCGACGCCGACGAGACCUAGAAGAGCAAGUGCAACAACUCGAAGACCAAGUCACCGACAAGUCGAGAGCAGGAUCGAUGGUCGAAACGCCCAAGGUCAAAGAGCUCUCCAUGUCACUUGAGGACGCGAAGAGGCGCUUGGCUGAAGAGAGGCAGGUCAAGGAGAACUUUGAGGAUCUCCUCACGGCGCUCCGCGACGAACUAGAGAAGCAUCGCAAUGAGGCUGACAAUCUGCGAGACGAAGUGGUACCGCAACUCAGGGCGCGACUGGAAGUGCUCGAAGGCGAUGCCGCUGAUACAGAAAAGCUCGUGUAUGAGACUACGCGCAUGCAACAAGAGAUACAAAACCUACGGACGGAGAACGAGUCGCUCCUCAAGGCACGAAUGCUACAGCAACAAGCGCCACAACCUGUUCGAAUUCAGUCUAUCGCUGAAGACGCCGCAGAUCUUGCGCCUCUCCCAAAUCUGCGCGUCGGUUUGACCCGCUCCAACUCAUUAGCCCGCAGUUCCGCUGGCCUCAACUCAAAGAGGGGCUCGCUAUCAAGGUCCAACUCGGUCAAGGACCGAUCGGGUGAUAUAUCACCAGUUGGUGCACCAACAGUCACCAAUCCAAUGAAAGAGCUGGAAGAGCAGCGAGACGCGCUCCACAAGGCAUUAAAACAUUUAUUACAACGACAAGAACUGCAGCAGAAGGAAUUCCAGCGCCGCAUCAAAGAGGUAGAGGCAGAAAGGGAUGCCGCUCUGAAUCUUACACCCCGCCGAACUGCCUUCCACAAGGAAGUCACAGGCCUUCGACAGGAAGUCAACAACCUACGUCGCCGAGCCGAUGAAGCACUUGAACAAAAAUGGCAAUGCGAGAAGGGUCUUGGUGGACUACGGAUGGACCUAGAUCGUGCACAGCAAGAGACUGGUUCUCUCCGCGAGUUACUCCGUGAACAUGAUAUUUCGAUACCCGAAAUCAGGCUAGAAAACGAACCCUUGGCCUUGGACAAGGCCUAUAAUGAGUUACGAACCACUCAUGCUCUCUCGCUUGCUCGCGUUAAGCAGCUCGAGUCGAGCGAUGGAGAUUCACUCGGCGCUGCCGGUGCCGAAGCUGAAAGAACUUUGGACCUGUUGAAGCAGAGCAUAUCAGAUGCAGAGGCAGAACGGGAUUACGCCCAGAACGAAGCCGAGCAGUACCGCAAACAGGCUCGUGCUCUCCAACAGUCUGAGAUCGAGCACUUGGGCAAGGAACAGGAGCUUAGCAAAGAGCUGUUCGCUGCAGCCACGCGCAUGGACGAGCUCUCUGAUAAGAUCCAGCAGCAACUCACUGCCAACAGCGCUCUGCGGAGUCGUCUUACAGACGCCAUCAUGCGCGGCGAGCAGGACCAACGCAGGUCAACGGAGCAGAUUAUCCAGCUAGAGAAGCGCCUUAAGGCUGCCGAGGACAAAGUCAUGCUCGCGCAGCAGUCGUCGGAAGAAGCUGUUGCGCGCCACGAAGACGAGGUCCAAGCCAUCAAGGAGAGCCACACCAACCAUCUCCGCCGCGUCAAAUCUGGACUGCUUAGCCCUUCGGCCUUCUCACCUAGACUCCCGAGUUCUCCCGUCUUCUCACAAAGGUCUCCUCGUCUCGACGUGACGUCAAGCGGACCCGCUAUGAGCCUCGCCGAAGCCACCAAGACGGAGUCCCUUGAGAAGAGGGUGGAGGAGCUUGAGAGGGCGCUUAGAGAUGCAGAUCAUGAGAUGGAGGAAGUUGUUGGCAGAAUGAACAUGGCGCAGAUGGAGGUUGCUGAUCUUCAGUUUGAGAGGGACGAGGCUAUGCGCCAGACACGCAAACUCCAAGCUGAGAUUGUCGCCGAGCGCGAGAAAGUCAAGGCGCUGAUGGCUACAAGCGCGUAA